GCUGCUUACAAGGGGAUCAAGGCAGCUGCCCUGCUGUGCCCGCACUCCAGCUCCCGUGACCUGCUGCCCCAUCUGCGAACCAGCUCCCACUCUCCCAGCAGGAGGAGGCACAGGCAGAAGACAGGAGACAGUGGAUUAGCCUUAACCCCCCUGCCAGCCAGACACAGCUUCCGGCAGGAAAAGCAGCACCUGGGGUGACCACAGACCCUUCUGAGGCACCUAUGCACCACCAUCCUCCUCCAGGAGGUGGAGGCAAGAAAACAAGACUCACCUCUGCCAUUUUCUCCUGGAAGGAGCAGCCAGAAGUCCCCUGUGCCGCUCACUGAGACAGCUUCUGGCAGCCAGUGGGUCUGGGACGAAUUCAUUCUCUGGGUAAUUUCAUGAGUGUAACAGUGCAAAGGAACAGGCAGACAGGCAAGAUUCCCACCAGCUACUCUUAAGCGAAGGGACCAUAACUUGAGCCGUGCCUCCGGGCCCCAGAGACCACCAGGGGCAGAAGCAAGAGUGAUGGGGAAGCCAGGGAUGUGACAGACCACCCUGGUUUGGAGGCUCAGUGAAGGACAAUCUCUCGGACUUUUAAAGGUGUAGGUGUGUGGACACAACAGGGUGCAAUAUGAGCCUUGGAAAGCUGCCCGUGAUCAGCUGGGUGUCAGGCUCCCAUGGCAAGCGGCGGAUGAAGGCAGAGCUGACCCCAGAUAUGAUCAGCCCUCCACUGGGGGACUUCCGGCACACCAUGCACGUGGGACGUGGUGGAGACGUCUUCGGGGACACCUCCUUCCUCAGCAACCACGGUGGUGCUGAGACAGCCAAAGCCAACAACUUCUUCAUCCGAACGCUGAGGCACGUCCGCCGGACACCACUGAGGAGCCGGGGCAGCGUGAGCCAAGCAGAGAUGUCACCUCCACCGCCACUUGUCUCACCCAUCAUCAAGAAUGCCGUGUCACUGCCGCAGCUCAAUGAAGGGAUGUACGAUGGGGACAGCAAUGGAGGGGGUAGCUUGACCAGCAAGUUCUCCUUCAAAAGUGCUUCCAACAGCUUCUCCAAAACACACCAGGCCUACGGGCUGGAGUCUGGAUUUUGCACCAUCCCUCGUGUCCCUCGCUUGGAAAAGGCCCAAGAGAGCACCUUUCCUGGGGAAACAGAGCUCACACACUCRGACUCCCUGCUUUCCUUCCGCCUGGAUCUGGGGCCCUCCCUCAUGAGCGAGCUCCUCCAGGUGAUGAGCUUCUCUGAAAUCAAUGGAAAUGAGGCAGGGGAUGAUGGCCAAGACCUGCCUGCUGAGCAUGUUCUCAUGCAUGCUGAGGUUACUGACGACAAAGACCCUCCUGGAUCAAGCAAUCCCUGUGGAGAGGGAAAGGCAGUAUCCAGCUUCUGGGACCACUCUGGGCAAACUAACCUGUCCAAGACCAGCUCAUUGCUAGGACUCACUGCCCAUGCCAAUGGAGAGGCACAUGCUCUUGAGCACAUAGGAGAGGACCCUGACAAAGUCAAGGGCCCUGGCUGGGCUUCAGGGCUGGCAGAGGGGUCAGAAGCAGUGUCCAAAGGGCGCCCGUGGCAGGGACAUUGGAAUGACUGUACCAUAGAGGCGGGAGAGUUUGACCGGGCAGCCCAAGUCCUAGCUCGCCAUUAUGGUGGGACGAGCACCCCGCGUAGCUCAGAGGAAAAGGACAGGGGUACCCAACAGGCCCGAACCCAGGCCUUGUGGGAGAGCCCCAGCAGCAGCUCAUGGCGGUCACAAGUGACAACAGAGAGCCGGUCCUUGGACGGCCCGUGGAACCAAGAAGAGGAAGAGGAGGAGGAAGAGAAUGAGCUCUCAAGCCUGCAAGAAGGGGACACUGGCACCCAGGAUGGCCGCAGCAAUUCCUUCGAGUAUGCUGAUGAGGAGGAAGAUGACGACGAAGUCAAGGUGUGAACAACCAUCCUGCCAUCCCUUCUGAAGACAGCAGUGCCAUGGUCUUCGCUCUUCUCCCCAUCCCCUUCCCUCAAAAGCCAGCUCUGUAAGGGAGCUGGCGACAGACUCAAUGAGCGAACUCCUGGCUGAGUCAUGCUCCUCUGGAGAUGUGCCAAACUGAGGGCAGUGGGGUGCAGGACGGGACAUGAGGUGGAAGAGGGUAGUCCAUCUCUCAGAGGGCUCCUCAGGGCUGGGUUAGGGUGAAAGCCCCCUCACCUCUGCUCUGCAUCCUGUGAUGCACUGGCUGUUGUGGCAGAGACAGAUGCUUGCAGUCCUUCCCCAUCCUGGCCUCGCUGUCGUUAGAUGCCAAAGGAAUGUUCCAAUAAGCCAAAGAAACCCUGAAUCCUUUCCCACCCCAUCCUACGUCCUCUAGGCAAACAAACACUUCGCUGGGAAAAGGGAGAGGUGAUAAACAGAGAGCAGACAGAAAGAGAGACUGCAGACACAGGGCUCAUUCCCCCUACGUAAAGCCCAGCCCUGGAGAGGCAGUGAGUCAGGAGUGGGCUCUGAGACAGUCAUGCUGGGACAAAGCACCACAGGGAGCUGCCUCAGCUCUGAAGGAGUCAGUAACCCACGUGCAACGCUCCCAGGCUGGCAGCACUAGCCGGCUGGAGCAGGCUCUGGAAUCCGGCUCACAUUCCUGCCUCUCACCCCCACUCGGGCAACCAGCAACACCAACUCUUGGGUUGCCUGGAGGGCAGCAGGGCCUUCUGCCUCACAGAGACCCCUCUCCUCAACCUGCCCCAGCACCCUCCUUUCUCUUCUGGCCACGGUGCCACACACAGAGAAACUGGGGGCCUCUCCCACCCCUCAGCCCUGCCCAGCUUACACAUGUAGGAUUUGCUCCAUCAGAGCCCCUCUGCACUGGCAAGGUUGCCUUCAUGGAGAUAUUCCCACUGACAGGUUUUGCACCUGGUCUGCCCAACUCUAGUGGAAGACCCUCUCAUAGAGCACAUAUAUCUAACUACUGUGUGCCCUGAGGAGGUCAGCUGGAGGCUCAGGGGCCAGGCCAACAGACAGAACUGUGCCUUCGCCCUUCCCUUCCAAAAAAACGGGAGCUCAGUGUUGCCUCCGGAAGGCAAGAUUGUUGCCUUCCUGACAAAGACAAUUGCAGGGGGCUUUCCAUUUGCCCCCUGCUGCUGAGCCUGAGCAUCACUUAGGAAGUCUUGUUUUCUUCCCCCUGCCCUCCUGCAGCAGGAAGAGGGAAAGAUGUCUUGCCUUGUUGAUACAUGGGUGAGAUUAUCAGGUCAUUAAAUUCUGUAGCCUAAACUGACUAAGAAACAUGAUGUUAGGGCCCCCCCACCACUGGAUUACCUCUAUAUCCCCAAAACCUCGCCUGAGAGAUACCUUUCUCCAGGUAUAUUCUUACUCUUCCUUUCACCCCAUCUCAGAACAAGAAGACUUACUCCGCUUGGCUAAUUGAGAUCUGGGCUGUCUCUUUUUCCCUCCCCUCUCCUCAUUCCUACUCACACAUCCYUCUUUCCAGAGUGCCUCCCUCAAGGGAGAUUUGUGGAUGGUUAAGGCCUCUAGCCGAGUAUCUCUGGGCAACGUGGCCUUCCUGGAACAAGCUGCCCCCCACGCUGUCCCGCGUGCAAAGUGACACUCAUAGAAGUGCCUUUGUGCCACGGCGUGGAGCUGAAAUGCUCAGGGACUGAGGUCACCACAGGGACUCUCACAGGACUGUCCUUGUUCUCCGGGACAGAAAUAUGUGUGUGGCAGGGGGARAUGCCAGACUAUGGCCAAAGGGCUCUGUUCCCACACAGCUCACCCGCAGCCUGGUCCUUCUGCAGGCYGCUUCUGUCA
Messenger RNA from Nothoprocta perdicaria, 3754 nucleotides. RefSeq names its product CDC42 effector protein 1 (gene CDC42EP1). The record is from RefSeq and is a predicted model, not a curated record. The coding region runs from base 614 to 1912 and encodes 432 amino acids. NCBI's taxonomy places the organism in Eukaryota, Metazoa, Chordata, Aves, Tinamiformes, Tinamidae. The transcript is spliced from 2 exons.